Aptenodytes forsteri (emperor penguin) is the source of this 817-nucleotide messenger RNA. RefSeq names its product chromosome unknown C2orf40 homolog (gene ECRG4). The transcript is spliced from 5 exons. Gene Ontology annotation, biological process: cellular senescence; regulation of cell population proliferation; anaphase-promoting complex-dependent catabolic process. Bases 1 to 570 code for a protein of 189 amino acids. The record is from RefSeq and is a predicted model, not a curated record. Lineage: Eukaryota; Metazoa; Chordata; Aves; Sphenisciformes; Spheniscidae.
AUGGUGCUGUGUCCUGAAACCAGCUUUCUGGUGAAGCACGAGGGAGGAAAUAAUGAUGUCAUGGGAAAACCUAAGCCGGCAUGUCCCGGGGAGCGGGCGAAAGCCUUCCCCUGGGCAUCACGCGUGGCCGCGGGGGUGAACGUUUUUGGUCACGCCAAAACUUGCGCAAGUAAAUGUGUGUGUCUUAUUUUUACUUGUCCAGAUGUUUCAAGGGGAAAUAAGCUCAAACUGAUGCUUCAGAAACGCGAAGCCCCUGUUGCCACGAAGCCCGAGGUGUCAGUGAAAGAAGCGGCGGCCAAGGAGUUCCUAAGCAGCCUGAGACGCCAGAGGCGCCAGCUGUGGGACAGAAGCCAGCCCGACGUACAGCAGUGGUACCAGCAGUUCCUGUACCUGGGAUUCGAUGAGGCGAAAUUUGAAGAUGACAUCUCCUACUGGACAAGCUUAGGGCGUUCUCGUAAUGAAUACUAUGGCGGAUACUACCAACACCACUACGAUGAAGAGUCACCAAUUGGCCCGCGAAAUCCACACACCUUCAGGCACGGAGCAGGGGUCAACUAUGAUGAUUACUAAUGCCGUUUAUCCUGCUAUAGCUGGUGCCUAUAGGGCUGCACUGGGCGAGGCUGAGCCCUCCCUCAGUCAGAAUGACCCCGCUUUCCUCCUAUCCGUGUAAAACAGCAAGAGUAAAGGAACUGCCGGACUUCGAAGGAAGCAACAUGACUUUUUUUUAAUUAUCGUUACUUAGUAGUACACUAUAUAUAAAGUGUUGUAGAGAUAAAGCUUUUUGGAUAAAAUAAACAGGUUGCCAUCAUUUAGUAGA